AUGGCUGGACAUCUCAGGUUCCUACAGGCUAACGGCAACCACUGCGCCGGGGCUCAGGAUCUCUUCCUGCAGUCCAUGGUGGAGUGGGCCGUUGACGUGGCGGUGAUGUCGGAGCCGUACUAUGUCCCUGCCCAACCUCACUGGGUGGGAGACGCGGACGGCUCCGUCGCUAUCGUCACGAGGCCGGGCGCCGUGCCCCCCCUCGCAGUCAAAGCGAGGGGCCAUGGGUAUGUGGCGGCGGUUCGGGGGGAGAUUGCACUAGUCGGGUCCACGGCGUGGGGGAACCCUCACACAACACCCAAAGGGAGGGAACUGGAGGAAUGGGCGCUAACUGCCGGACUGUCCCUUCUCAACACGGGGACAGUCCAGACGUGCGUGCGACGGUCGGGAGGUUCAGUGGUGGAUGUCUCUUUCGCCACUCCGACCAUCGCACGCAGAGUGGAGGGAUGGAGGGUUGAGGCAGGAGUGGAGACGCUCUCGGACCACUGCUACAUACGGUUCGAAGUGUCUUUCACUCCUGCAGGUCGCCGGAGUCCAACGUCGAGUUCCUCGUCGCCCCGGGAGAGAAGUCGGUUCCCGCGUUGGGCACUGUCAAAGCUCAACCGGGAACUGGCUGAAGAAGCGGCCGUUGUCGGCCGCUGGAGUCUCCCGGAGAGUGCGGAGUUGGGGGUGGAUGAAGGGGCUAGUCGCUUCGGAGACGUUCUCCAAAACGUCUGCAGAGCGGCGAUGCCCCCCGUAGGACGUCCACCCCCGCGGGGAGCGGUGUACUGGUGGUCGGAGAAUAUCUCCAACCUCCGGGUCGCCUGCAACGGGGCCAGGAGGGCAUAUACCCGGACCUGGCUGGAGCUGGUGGAGGGUCUCGAUCGAGACCCUUGGGGCCGACCAUACAAGCGGGCGCGGAACAAGCUCUGCGCCCAGUCGGCCCCCAUAACGGAAGUGCUCCAGCCAGCUGUUCUGAGGGGGAUCGUGGGGGAACUCUUCCCCGACGCUCCUGCGGGAUUCACUCCCCCCAGAAUGGCCCGGCUGACCACCUGGAGGAAGGCUCGGGCCCGGGACUGUCAGAGUCCCAAUUUGGGUUCCGAGCCCGUCGGUCGACCGUCGAUGCCCUCAAACGCCUAA
Molecule: messenger RNA, 1119 nt
Organism: Danaus plexippus (monarch butterfly)
Lineage: Eukaryota; Metazoa; Arthropoda; Insecta; Lepidoptera; Nymphalidae
Exons: 4
Coding region: 1-1119 (372 amino acids)
Molecular function (GO): catalytic activity
Source: RefSeq, a predicted model, not a curated record